Microtus ochrogaster (prairie vole) is the source of this 3835-nucleotide messenger RNA. RefSeq names its product membrane metalloendopeptidase (gene Mme). Gene Ontology annotation, molecular function: metalloendopeptidase activity. Lineage: Eukaryota; Metazoa; Chordata; Mammalia; Rodentia; Cricetidae. Gene Ontology annotation, biological process: protein processing; amyloid-beta clearance. Gene Ontology annotation, cellular component: plasma membrane. The record is from RefSeq and is a predicted model, not a curated record.
UGGAGGAGGGCCCUGCGAGUGAUGUCAGGUCACCUCCAGGUUCAUUUUCAUAGAUCCCUGCAGCCUCCGCUUGGGAGUUAUGUUUGGUGACUGAGAGCAGCGCUACCAAAUUGCACCGGGGUUGAUUUGGGGGCUGGGAAUUGGCCAUUCCGCUGUACAGACACUGAUUUUUUUAAAAGCAAGAUUUUAGGUGAUGGGAAGAUCAGAAAGUCAGAUGGAUAUAACUGAUAUCAAUACUCCAAAGCCAAAGAAGAAACAGCGAUGGACUCCACUGGAGAUCAGCCUCUCUGUCCUUGUCUUGCUCCUGACUAUCAUAGCUGUGACCAUGAUCGCCCUUUAUGCAACCUAUGAUGAUGGAAUUUGUAAAUCAUCAGACUGCAUAAAAUCGGCUGCUCGACUGAUCCAGAACAUGGAUGCCUCCGCUGAGCCAUGUACAGACUUCUUCAAAUACGCCUGCGGAGGCUGGUUGAAACGCAAUGUCAUACCCGAGACCAGUUCCCGAUACAGUAAUUUUGACAUUUUAAGAGAUGAGCUAGAAGUCGUUUUGAAAGAUGUCCUUGAAGAACCCAAAACAGAAGACAUAGUAGCAGUUCAGAAGGCAAAAACCUUGUACAGGUCUUGUAUGAAUGAGUCUGCUAUUGAUAACAGAGGUGGACAACCUUUACUCAAACUGUUGCCAGAUAUAUACGGGUGGCCAGUAGCAUCAGAAAACUGGGACCAGACUUACGGUACUUCUUGGACUGCUGAGAAAGCUAUUGCACAACUGAAUUCUAAAUAUGGGAAAAAAGUCCUCAUUAAUUUUUUCGUUGGCACUGACGAUAAGAAUUCUACCCACCAUAUAAUUCAUUUCGACCAGCCUCGACUUGGCCUCCCUUCCAGAGACUACUACGAGUGUACUGAAAUAUAUAAAGAGGCUUGCACAGCCUAUGUGGAUUUUAUGAUUUCUGUGGCCAGACUGAUUCGUCAGGAAGAAGGAUUGUCGAUUGACGAAAACCAGCUCUCUUUGGAAAUGAAUAGAGUUAUGGACUUGGAAAAAGAAAUUGCCAAUGCUACAACUAAACCUGAAGACCGAAAUGACCCAAUGUUGCUUUACAACAAAAUGACUCUGGCUGAGCUCCAAAGGAAUUUUUCUCUAGAGAUUAACGGGAAGCCAUUCAGCUGGUCAAAUUUCACAAAUGAAAUCAUGUCAACUGUGAAUAUUAAUAUUCAAAAUGAGGAAGAAGUGAUUGUUUAUGCUCCAGAAUAUUUAACCAAACUUAAGCCUAUUCUUACCAAAUAUUCUCCCAGAGAUCUACAGAAUUUAAUGUCCUGGAGGUUCAUAAUGGAUCUUGUAAGAAGCCUCAGCCGAAACUACAAGGAGUCCAGAAAUGCUUUCCGCAAGGCCCUUUAUGGCACUACAUCAGAAACAGCGACAUGGAGACGGUGCGCUAACUAUGUCAAUGGGAAUAUGGAGAACGCUGUAGGGAGGCUUUACGUGGAAGCAGCGUUUGCUGGAGAGAGCAAACAUGUGGUUGAAGAUCUGAUUGCACAAAUCCGGGAAGUUUUUAUUCAGACUUUAGAUGACCUCACCUGGAUGGAUGCUGAAACAAAAAAGAAAGCUGAAGAAAAGGCCUUAGCAAUUAAAGAAAGGAUUGGUUAUCCUGAUGACAUCAUUUCUAACGAUAACAAGCUGAAUAAUGAGUAUCUUGAGUUGAACUACACGGAAGAUGAGUACUUUGAGAACAUAAUCCAAAAUCUGAAAUUCAGCCAAAGCAAGCAGCUGAAGAAGCUCCGAGAAAAGGUGGACAAAGAUGAGUGGAUAAGUGGAGCGGCUGUAGUCAAUGCGUUCUACUCUUCUGGCAGAAAUCAGAUAGUCUUCCCUGCUGGCAUUUUGCAACCCCCGUUCUUUAGUGCCCGGCAGCCCAACUCACUGAACUAUGGGGCCAUCGGCAUGGUCAUCGGACAUGAGAUCACACAUGGCUUUGAUGACAAUGGAAGAAAUUUUAACAAAGAUGGAGACCUCGUGGACUGGUGGACUCAGCAGUCUGCAAAUAAUUUUAAAGACCAAUCCCAGUGCAUGGUGCACCAGUAUGGCAACUUCACGUGGGACCUAGCAGGUGGACAGCAUCUCAAUGGAAUUAAUACACUGGGAGAGAACAUUGCUGAUAAUGGAGGUAUUGGCCAAGCAUACAGAGCCUAUCAGAAUUAUGUUAAAAAGAAUGGUGAAGAAAAAUUACUCCCUGGAAUUGAUCUAAGUCACAAACAACUAUUCUUCUUGAACUUUGCCCAGGUGUGGUGUGGGACCUACAGGCCAGAAUAUGCAGUCAAUUCCAUUAAAACAGACGUACACAGUCCCGGCAACUUCAGGAUUAUUGGGACUUUGCAGAACUCUGUGGAGUUUGCAGAUGCCUUUCACUGCCGCAAGAAUUCAUACAUGAAUCCAGAAAGGAAAUGUCGGGUUUGGUGACCUUCACAAGAAGCAGAGCAUCCAUGGCGUGACUUGUUAAAACCACAGACACAGGAACUCUCCCUUCAGAGAAAUCGGGCCUGGGAAGUUUCUGCAGCUACUUGGGGGCAGUUCACAAAGAUGAGCACAAGCUAACAUACGUGAAAUUAGAUUGUUAAAUCCACUGUGAAUGGAAGGGGGUGGUAGCCUAAGGUCUGUCAAAUCAAUCACUUCACUGUGUAAAUAGUGCUUACUUUCAAUGGCAGGAUUACUGUUCAUUCUGUUUCUCUUACAGACAGCAAGUCCAAUGCUGUCCGUAGAGAACAGUGUUAACUCUUGAGGCAGAGUACAACUUCCGACCCGAGGGAGGAAGAUGUUGAAUGCGGCUGGGCACCAGGGCACAGCAAUGAUUUGCCUGGCCAGUCACUUUUGUUUGCAUUCAUGUUCCUUCAAAGCGCUCCCAAAGAACUCCCAUGCAUAGCGUGGCCUUAAGGCUUAUGGAGUUUUGAACUCGUUUUACCAUACAUAAGUUAUUCAUUCGCUCAACAUCAUUCUUGUUUAAGCACUCUUAUGGUAAAAGUGAGUAUCUGAAACUCUUCCCCAUCUUAUCCACUUUAACGACGUUGAGAUUCUUCCGCCCCUGAAAAAUUUUUGAGCAAUCUCUUGCUCACUCUGCCUCUCAAACUUGGUUUAUUUAAAGGAUUUGCAGUGAUGUAUAAAGAAUAAUCCUAUAUUUAAUUCUUAACUAUAUGUAUGACUGAAUAACCAUCACUAUAGUUAAUCAGUGAAUAUUGAAGUUGUAUGGCCAAAGUUGAUAGUUACAAAGAUCUGUAAUGUGAUGUGCAGGUGAAAAUUUGGGACUUUUUAAACCUGUAAAUCAUUGGUGAGAAGCUUUAAGUACCAACUGUGAGAGCAAAGGUUACCACUGAACCACUGUCUAGAGAUACAUCAUAGCUGUGGUUUACAAACAGCAUUUUCAAGAUCAAGUCUGUCCCCAAGAGUGGCUUUCAAAGGGCCUAACUGUAUCUGUGUUGCUCCAUGAGUCCUUAUCUCUUCAGGUUUGUCACCUAAUGGAAAUAUUUUGGUAAUAAAUCCAAGUUGUGAGCCCCUUACUAGGCCUAUGUGCAAGCCAUCUCGUUCUAGGAAGCCUGUGUCUGAGUAGAGAUGGAGGUCUCCAGCAGACCAGCUACUGGAUUUCCACGUUCUAAUGACCCUGAUCGCAUUCCUCCCAAAACACAUUCGCUUCCUCUCUUGUCCUGCCGCUGACUUCUGUGCAUUUCGCUGUCCAGUUAAGAUUUUACAAAACAGGUGCACUUCUACAAUCCUUAUUUUUCUAUCGAAGGGUGAAAAUGAGAAUAUUUCUAUUCAGGAUAUUGGUUUUCAUGCCUCUUGUAAAAAGCCCAUUUGUCU